This is a messenger RNA of Morone saxatilis (striped sea-bass), 2778 nucleotides long. RefSeq names its product glycogen debranching enzyme. The record is from RefSeq and is a predicted model, not a curated record. Gene Ontology annotation, biological process: glycogen catabolic process. NCBI's taxonomy places the organism in Eukaryota, Metazoa, Chordata, Actinopteri, Moronidae. Gene Ontology annotation, molecular function: amylo-alpha-1,6-glucosidase activity; 4-alpha-glucanotransferase activity.
CCUCCCUCCCUCCCUCCCUCCAUGGCUCAAUGUGGAAGGCAGCCUAAAUAGACCAGGACUGCAUGUUUAGGGACCAGCUGACAGAGUAGAGACCUGCUGCCACUCAGAGACAUGGAGAGACUGGAGAAGGCUCUGUUCCGCCUGGAACAAGGCUUUGAGCUGCAGUUCCGUCUUGGCCCUACCCUCCAGGGUAAGGAGGUCCAGGUCUAUACCAACUACCCUGCCAAAGGCCAUAAGUUCGAUCGCCUAAAGUUCUGUCCUUUGGACUGGGUCUACCCAAACGGCCGGGAGGAUGACUCUGAUAAAUACUGCAGACUGGACUUAACGGUGGCUGGAUCCUUCCAGUACUACUUCUCCUGUGGGGAUACAGAAAAAGUGAGCAGUGGUUACAUUGUGGUUGAUCCAGUGCUGAGAGUGGGAGGCAACAAUGAUGUCCUCCUGCUGGACUGCAUCAGCAGCCAAACAUACUUGGCCAAAUGCCUUGGCCCACUGGACAAAUGGCUUGACAGGAUCAGGGUUGCAAAGGAAACUGGCUACAACAUGAUCCACUUCACCCCGCUCCAGAAGCUUGGUCUGUCUGGCUUCUGCUACUCCAUAGCUGAUCAGCUGGAGUUGAACCCUGACUUUUCACCUGAGGGGAAGCACUGUACCUGGAGAGACAUCGGUAAUCUGCUGGAGACACUGAGGAAAGACUGGAACAUGGUCUGCAUCACUGAUGUGGUCUAUAAUCACACAGCGGCUGACAGUGAGUGGAUUCACCUCCAUCCUGAGUGUGGUUACAACCUGGUUAACUCUCCUUAUCUGAAACCAGCAUGGCUUCUGGACAGACUUCUGUGGCAUCUCAACUGUGAGGUGGCUAAUGGGAAAUAUGCUGAACAAGGAGUACCAGCAUGCAUUCAAGAUGAGCAUCACAUAAAUGCUCUGCAGGGCCUCCUGUGGCAGCAGGUCUUCUCCAGGCUCAGGCUGUGGGAGUUUCUGCAAGUCAACGUGGAUGAUGCUGUGGAGCAGUUCAAACAGCUGCUGCAGGAGGGUAGUUCAGGUGUCAGGUCCAGGUCCAGUCCUGAGUGUAAGAAGCAGCUGAAGAUAGUGCAGGACCUUCAGCACAGACGCUUUGGAAACAAAGUGGACAUGAACUCGGCCCUGAACAUUUUCACACCUCACAGUAUGAGCCCAUCAGACAUCCAGGAGUGUUGUAACAGUUUCAGAGGGAGACUGGAGGAGCUGAACCUGGAAGCCUACAAAGAGAUGAACCACCACGCAGAACAAGCGACUGACUGCAUUGUGAGAAAUGUAGUUCAUGAGCGUCUUUCUGAUCAGGGGCCUAAGCUGGGUCCGGUCUCAAGGAAAUACCCUCUCUGUCCCAGGUAUUUCAUCUUCCCUUUUGAAGAGAUGACCUUUGAUGAGGAAACGCAGUUGAUGGAGCAGAGAGACAAGGCGUGCCACUUUCUGGCACAUGAUGGCUUUGUGAAAGGAAAUGACCUGUCCAGGGACUUUGUUGGACCAGGCUCACAGGUCUACUUGCGGAGAGAACUGGUCUGUCUGGGCAAUACAAUCAAGCUUCGUUAUGGAGAGAAACCAGAGGAUUGUCCUUACCUGUGGGCUCGUAUGAAGUCGUACACAGAGAUUACAGCCAAGGUCUUCUCUGGUGUGUGCCUGGUCAACUGCCUGUCCACCCCUCUGCAUGUAGCUGAGGCAAUGCUUGCAGCAGCCAGAGACAUCAGGCCUAACCUCUAUGUGAUAGCUGAGCUCUUUACUGGCAGUCAGUUUAUUGACAAUGUCUGGCUAAACCGCCUGGGAAUCACCAGUUUGGUGCGAGCGCAUGCUCGAUCAGGCUCGUUGUCUGAGGCCAGACCUACGACCAACAGAAGUGACGUCAAUGCAGGCUCCGGCAUGUGCACCUUUAAGUCAGUGGAACCCCCAAAUAAUACUGAGAACAUAAUCUCAGUGUUCAGUCUCAGUUUUUUCUGUUGUCAUUUUGUGGUUGAUGUCCAGGUGGAUUUGGAGCAGCUGGAUGAGGAUGUGGUUGCAGUGACCAGACACUGUCCCAGCAGUCACCAGUCUGUGGUAGCUGUGCUGCGAAGGGCGGUCAAGAAUCCAGAGACACACCAUUUUACUUUUGAUGUUCCACCUAUGUUCAUACCAGGUCAGAUUAAAGAGGUUGUAUUGGAGGCUCUGACCAUUGUGAGCACCAGCUCCAACAAAAAUGGUGACAAAAACAUAAAUGGCUUGCCAGAGCGCACUGUAGAGAUCAAAGAACACAUCAAGCUAAAGGACAGUAGGGUGGUGAAAAAGGCAAACAUGGUGUCAAAAGAGAACAGUGUUGUUCAGGAGAUAGUGUUUGAGAAGUUCCCACCAGGCUGCAUCAUCAUCUUCAGGGUGACUCUAGAUCCUAGUUCCCAGGAGCAGCUGGGGGCUCUGAGGCGCCAACUGAUCCAAUUUAGUCCUCAGUACCAGACUUGCAGCCUGGCUGAACUCCGCACACCAUCUGUUCUCACCAAGCCGCUGAUGAUCAUUAUGUCCAGGCUGACUCUGGCGGACAUGAACAUGCUGCUGUACCGCUGUGAUGCUGAGGAGAGAGAGGAUGGGGGAGGAUGCUACAAUGUUCCUGCCUGGUUACCUCUCAACUAUGGUGGCUUGCAAGGGCUGAUGUCGGUGAUGGCAGAGAUUCGCCCUAAGAAUGAUCUUGGACAUCCGCUCUGUGACAACCUGAGGCAGGGAGACUGGAUGAUGGACUAUGUCUCCAACCGACUCUUGGCCAAGGGUGGAACUGUUGGAGAG